Molecule: messenger RNA, 1098 nt
Organism: Chenopodium quinoa (quinoa)
Lineage: Eukaryota; Viridiplantae; Streptophyta; Magnoliopsida; Caryophyllales; Amaranthaceae
Product: cation/H(+) antiporter 20-like
Exons: 3
Coding region: 1-1098 (365 amino acids)
Biological process (GO): proton transmembrane transport; regulation of pH
Cellular component (GO): membrane; endomembrane system
Molecular function (GO): antiporter activity
Source: RefSeq, a predicted model, not a curated record
AUGUUAAACAUAACAGCCAUCAAAACUGCCUCUGAUGGCAUUUUACAAGGUGAUAACGCCCUUCAAACCGCCUUCCCCUUACUCAUUAUACAAACCACCUUAAUCCUCGUCAUAACCCGCCUCCUCACCUUUGCCUUCAAGCCUCUCCGUCAACCCAAAGUCAUUGCUGAAAUUGUAGGGGGUAUAUUGCUGGGACCAUCAGCAUUUGGUAGGAACCAACAAUACAUGGAUACAAUCUUUCCAAAAUGGAGCACACCAAUAUUAGAAUCAGUUGCUAGCAUUGCGGUAGCUGUUAUACUCCGCCGCACCAUCGAGGGAGCUGACGGAGCUGGUUAUGGUCCUUUCCUUGUCUUCAUGGGAGUUUCACUCUCUAUCACCGCCUUUCCGGUGUUAGCCCGUAUUUUGGCUGAACUGAAACUCUUGACCACCAAAGUAGGGGAGACAGCCAUGGCAGCGGCCGCUUUUAACGAUGUAACUGCAUGGAUCCUCCUUGCUCUCGCUGUUGCUCUUGCAGGCAACGGCGAGGAAGGUGGCCAUAAAAGCAGCCCGUUAGUCUCGUUGUGGGUGUUGCUAGCCGGGGUUGGGUUCGUAGCAUUUAUGUUCUUGGCUGUUAAGCCCCUAAUGGCCUGGAUGGUCCGACGUUGCUCCGCAGAGCAGGGUGUGGUGGACGAGCUCUAUAUCACCAUAACCCUAGCCGGUGUACUCGUGGCCGGGUUCAUGACCGACUUCAUAGGCAUUCACUCUAUAUUUGGAGCAUUCAUUUUCGGUAUGAUUAUCCCUAAAGAAGGUAAUUUCGCUGAAAAGCUACUAGAAAGAAUUGAGGAUUUUGUUUCAGGCCUAUUGUUGCCACUAUAUUUUGCCUCUAGCGGUCUAAAGACCGACGUCACAAAGAUCCAAGGGGCCGUCGCGUGGGGGUUGCUCGUGCUGGUGAUCGCGGUCGCGUGCUUCGGCAAGAUUUUUGGUACCUUUGUGGUGGCUAAGUUUUGUAAAAUGAAGACUCGGGAUGCGUUAGUCCUUGGUGUGUUGAUGAACACAAAAGGUCUGGUCGAGCUCAUUGUCCUCAAUAUCGGCAAGGAAAAAAAGGUUUGUACCUCUUAA